GUUGAGGAGGUGAUUCCUUUCUCCUCACGGACGCCGCCGAGUCAGCAUCGUCGAGGUUUCGUGGAUUUUCUUUUUUUUUUUUUAAUCUCCAGCCAUCAUGGUGAAGUCGGAGUCGUCCCCUAAAGAGCCCGAACAGCUACGGAAGCUCUUCAUUGGAGGCUUGAGCUUUGAAACGACCGAUGAAAGUCUGAGAAGCCAUUUUGAGCAAUGGGGCACCCUGACAGACUGUGUGGUAAUGAGAGAUCCCAACACCAAGCGAUCCCGAGGAUUUGGGUUUGUUACGUAUGCCACAGUGGAGGAAGUGGAUGCCGCCAUGAAUGCAAGGCCGCACAAAGUGGAUGGGAGAGUUGUGGAACCAAAGAGGGCUGUCUCCAGAGAAGAUUCUCAAAGACCUGGUGCUCACUUAACUGUGAAAAAGAUUUUUGUGGGUGGCAUUAAGGAAGACACGGAAGAGCAUCACCUAAGAGAUUCUUUUGAACAGUAUGGGAAAAUUGAGGUGAUUGAAAUCAUGACUGACCGGGGUAGUGGCAAGAAGAGAGGCUUCGCUUUUGUGACAUUUGAUGACCAUGAUUCCUUGGACAUUGUCAUUCAGAAAUACCAUACUGUGAAUGGCCACAAUUGUGAAGUAAGAAAAGCCCUGUCUAAGCAAGAGAUGGCCAGUGCUUCAUCCAGCCAACGAGGUCGAAGUGGCUCUGGAAACUUUGGUGGUCGUGGAGGAGGUUUUGGUGGGAAUGACAACUUUGGCCGUGGAGGAAACUUCAGUGGGCGAGGUGGCUUUGGUGGCAGCCGAGGUGGUUGUGGAUAUGGUGGCAGUGGGGAUGGCUAUAAUGGAUUUGGCAAUGAUGGUGGUUAUGGAGGAGGCGGUCCUGGUUACUCUGGAGGAAGCAGAGGCUAUGGAAGUGGUGGACAGGGUUAUGGAAACCAGGGCAGUGGCUAUGGCGGGAGUGGCAGCUAUGACAGCUAUAACAACGGAGGAGGCGGAGGCGGCUUUGGCGGUGGUAGUGGAAGCAAUUUUGGAGGUGGUGGAAGUUACAAUGAUUUUGGCAACUACAAUAAUCAGUCCUCAAAUUUUGGACCCAUGAAGGGGGGAAACUUUGGAGGUCGAAGCUCAGGCCCCUAUGGUGGUGGAGGCCAAUACUUUGCCAAACCACGAAACCAAGGUGGCUAUGGCGGUUCCAGCAGUAGCAGUAGCUAUGGCAGUGGCAGAAGGUUUUAAUUGCCAGGAAACAAAGCUUAGCAGGAGAGGAGAGCCAGAGAAGUGACAGGGAAGCUACAGGUUACAACAGAUUUGUGAACUCAGCCAAGCACAGUGGUGGCAGGGCCUAGCUGCUACAAAGAAGACAUGUUUUAGACAAUAUUCAUGUGUAUGGGCAAAAAAAACUCGAGGACUGUAUUUGUGGCUAAUUGUAUAACAGAUUAUUUUAGUUUCUGUUCUGUGGAAAGUGUAAAGCAUUCCAACAAAGGGUUUCAAUGUAGAUUUUUUUUUUGCACCCAUGCUGUUGAUUGCUAAAUGUAAUAGUCUGAUCAUGACGCUGAAUAAAUGUCUUUUUUUUUU
Messenger RNA from Suncus etruscus (white-toothed pygmy shrew), 1555 nucleotides. Its product is annotated as heterogeneous nuclear ribonucleoprotein A1-like. The record is from RefSeq and is a predicted model, not a curated record. Gene Ontology annotation, molecular function: RNA binding. Lineage: Eukaryota; Metazoa; Chordata; Mammalia; Eulipotyphla; Soricidae.